AUGAACAAGACUCCUAUAGCAAUGAAAGAUGGAGAGAAGAAAGAACCAGCUAAGGUGUAUAAAUCUAUUGCUCCAACAACAGUUGCUACAACAAAUAGAAGUUACAAUUCUUCUAAUACACAACCACUACAAAAAAAUGUUCCUGCAUUUCUUAACAAACUUUAUAGUAUGGUCAAUGAUCCCGAAUCGGAUGAUCUCAUAUGUUGGGCAGAAGAUGGUGCCUCUUUUUUCGUAAAUCGUCAAGAGGAAUUUGCUCGCAAAGUAUUGCCAAGGUUCUUUAAACAUAAUAAAUUUUCAUCUUUUGUUCGACAGCUUAAUAUGUAUGGAUUCCAUAAAGUACCUCACUUACAACAAGGUGUGCUAGAAACAGAUAGUGAAUCAGAACGUUGGGAAUUUAGUAAUCCUCACUUUCAACGUAAUCAACCAGACCUUUUAUUACUUGUUACUCGUAAAAAGGGUCCUGCUUCAGAUGAGAAAGAAAUCUCUAAUAUUGAUCUGCAACACAUUCUGGAAGAAAUUCAAUCUAUUAAAAAACAUCAAAUGAACAUUUCAACACAAUUACAAGCAAUUCAAAGGGAUAAUCAAGCAUUAUGGCAAGAAACCGUACAAGCUAGAGAAAGACAUCUUCGUCAUCAGGAAACUAUUGAUAAAAUUUUACGAUUUUUGGCAUCUGUAUUUUCGAAUGGUGAAAAAAGGCCUGCAAUAUCAAGAAAGAGAAGAUUUUUGUUGGGGCCUGCUGAAGGAGAUGAUCAUGAAGCUGAAAUUGAAGAUGGACAGCGUAAUAAUGAUAUGAAUAAUAAAACGAAUAUAAAAAAUAAUGAACGACCUAAGAAGAUGGCACGUCAACAAGAUUCAUCAAACAGUUUAAAUCCUGCAACCUUCAAUAUAGAAGAUUAUGUUAAUGAAAAUAACGAUUUAAUAGGAUUAAGCACAACUUUACCUGCUCACUUGAAAAAUUCUGCUACAACUACACCUUCAUCCGAUUUAGAAGAUGCGAUUGCUUUGAAUGAUCAAUCCAAACAUGAUACAUCUUUGUCAUCCUCAAGUGAUUUUUCGAGUAUUUCUAAUGUACCACAUCUACAAAAUCUUCAAAGCUUGGUGUCAUUAGCACAAACUAAUCCCGACUUACUUAAUCAAUUAACUAAUGAAACUCUUUUUAAUAACAAUUCGUCAGCAUCAUUUUUAACAGCUUUACAACCACAGCAAUCUCAAUCCAAUCAUCAUCAUCCUGUUCCUAACUUUCCUGUAGCUUCAACUAAUUUACCCACGACUGUUACAUUUCCAAAUAUGGCAACCCCUCUGAAUACGACCUCUAAUACAAACAACACAAAGUCUUUAACUCAAGUGACAAAUACUAUUUCUAACAUUGCAAGCUCAGCAGAUGCUUUAAAUCAAGACAUUGACGAAUUAGGAUUAAGUUUACAAGCUCUAGCUCAACAUCUUGGAUUUGAUCCUACAAAAAUUAGUACACAAUCAUUGUCUGAAACCACAGGUCAAACAAAAAUAGAAGAUGGACUCCAUGAAAGUGACUUGAUAAAUAUGGAUGAGUUUUUAAACACAUAUGGUCCCGAUAUCCCUUCAAAUGAAAAUGUAUCUGAUAUUUCAUCAGCCACUAUCACAGAUAUUCCCUCCAUUUCAAGCACAAGAUCGCCAAGCCCUGUCGUCUCAGCGUCUAAUACAAUAGAUCAAGCUAAUCAUUAA
This is a messenger RNA of Cokeromyces recurvatus, 1701 nucleotides long. RefSeq lists its product as uncharacterized. The coding region runs from base 1 to 1701 and encodes 566 amino acids. The transcript has 4 exons. Gene Ontology annotation, molecular function: DNA-binding transcription factor activity; sequence-specific DNA binding. The record is from RefSeq and is a predicted model, not a curated record. NCBI's taxonomy places the organism in Eukaryota, Fungi, Mucoromycota, Mucoromycetes, Mucorales, Mucoraceae. Gene Ontology annotation, biological process: regulation of DNA-templated transcription.